This is a messenger RNA of Monosiga brevicollis MX1, 654 nucleotides long. RefSeq lists its product as uncharacterized. The coding region runs from base 1 to 654 and encodes 217 amino acids. The record is from RefSeq and is a predicted model, not a curated record. The transcript is spliced from 5 exons. Lineage: Eukaryota; Choanoflagellata; Craspedida; Salpingoecidae.
AUGGCUCUCUUGUGCAGGCAGCCCUUGCUCACUUUCGGGGCACGCCUGGCUUCUCACCUUGCUGCGUGUGGCGUUGACCACCCUAUCAGAACGUCACUCGGCCUGCGGGCACCGAAGCAAGUGAGCUCGGGGCUGGAUGGCAAGGGUGGCUUUGACAUGCUUCUGGGAGGUCGCGGUGGCUUUUCAAUCAUUCGCACCCUCAGCGUCCCCCACAUGUCCUGCAUUAUCCAAGUCAACACGCCCACACUCAAGAAUGCCGUCAACUCGGAAACAGACUCGGUUCUUGAGUCCUAUGGGGGUGAUCUGAUUAAGCAACUUUGCGCCAGUGCCUCGGCCCGCCGCAUACCCCUUGCCAUCAUGCACCAUGCUUCUGUGGCGGAGAAAGUUCGAACCCUGAUGGAAAAGCUUGUGCAAAGCGUGGACGGUGGCAGUAUGCUCAACUACCAGCUCGUGACAUCUCCAGAGGCAGCCCUCGACUGGAUUGCCAUGAGCCUGCCAGCUAGCAAGGCUUCUUUAGGAAGCAAGAUGAGCAGCAGGUCUCAGAAGAUGUACACCUCUUCAACAAGCAUCUUUGCUCGCGCCCUCUCUCUGUUCUCGUCCCGCUCCAAACACAUGAGUUCUUCGCCGACCCCACGAGCUGAGCUUCAGCAUUGA